UCGGUAGCCAUGGCGUUCCACGACAACAUCUCUCACGAAAUGGCUCUUCAACACUAUGCUGACCAACACCAGUUGACGGAGAGCGUCGAGGUUCUCAGAGGAAUACUACCAUCAGAUCAUCACCACCACAUCGCCCACUCCUCUUCCUCUCCUGAUGCUGGCCCUAAGACUUCCCAGUCUCCGCCGCCUACAUGGCUAAACAGCGCAAUUCUCCGGCAACAGAACCACCACUACGCCGGGGACGGCAGCGGCGGCAGCUUCCUCCACUUGCAAACCACCAAUUCCGACUCAUCCAAUUCCAACAACCACUGGCUAUCUCCUCGGCCUAUUGAUAACGAUGACAGUAAUCGUGAAUCGAUGUUUGUUUCUGCGAUAAAUAGUGACAAUAAUAUUGAUGAUAAUGCUAUGAAAGUGAGUCAACGGCAGAGUGAGAGCGACGGAAAUGGAGGUAAUCACGAGAGAGAUUGGGAAUUUGCAAAGUGUAAGGCGGAUAUACUAUCGCAUCCGAUGUACGAUCAGCUAUUAUCGGCGCAUGUCUCUUGCUUGAGAAUUGCGACACCGGUGGAUCAGUUGCCGAGGAUCGAUGCGCAGUUGGCUCAAUCUCAGCAAGUUAUAUCAAAGUACUCUGUUUUUGGCAAUCAUAAUCAGCCUCUUGAUGAUAAGGAUCUCAAUCAAUUCAUGGCACACUAUGUUGUACUGCUCUCUUCAUUUAAAGAACAAUUGCAGCAACAUGUUCGUGUCCAUGCAAUGGAAGCAGUCAUGGCUUGUUGGGAGCUAGAACAAUCUUUACAAAGCUUAACAGGUGUAGCACCUGGUGAGGGUACAGGUGCAACAAUGUCUGAUGACGAUGAAGAACAAGUAGACAGUGACACUAACUUGUUCGAUGGAGGUCUAGAUGUUUCAGACAGCAUGGGAUUUGGUCUUCCUACUGAAAGUGAGCGUUCUUUGAUGGAACGUGUUAGGCAAGAGCUAAAGCACGAGCUGAAGCAGGGGUAUAAGGAGAAAAUUGUGGACAUCAGAGAAGAAAUUCUACGUAAAAGAAGAGCUGGAAAAUUGCCAGGAGACACCACCUCCCUCCUCAAAGCCUGGUGGCAGUCCCAUUCCAAGUGGCCUUACCCUACAGAAGAAGACAAAGCAAGAUUGGUACAAGAAACAGGAUUACAAUUAAAGCAGAUUAACAAUUGGUUCAUCAACCAAAGAAAAAGGAACUGGCACAGUAAUCCUUCAUCCUCGACGGCUGUCAAAAGUAAACGCAAGAGCAAUGCCAGGUGAAACCGAAAAAGGGAAACAUUAAAUUUGUGACAGCAGAGUCGACAAGAAGUGGUCACUGCUGCUUGUUCUUGGUACAGAAAGAAGUAAAUGAGGAGCAAGUUAAGAGCCACAGUUGUUUAUCCUUGAAGUUGAAGGUAUGCCCAUAUAUAUAUAUAUAUAUAUAUAUACACAACACUUGGUUGUUUUUCUAUUUCUGAAUCUAGUAAUUUAUAAGGUUGGUUCAAAUAGACAUGUAAUAUUUGGUACAUCAAUUUUGUUUAUUUUUGUAUUAGAAUUAAUACAGGUUUUGUAUGUAUAGUGGUAAACAGCAACACCUUCAAAUGGUCUGUUUGUGUUGUGAUAUAGAUCUCUGUCCAUGAAGGGUAAUGAUGAUAAUAGUAAUCAGAAAAUAGACAUGUUUAUAUGC
Messenger RNA from Cynara cardunculus var. scolymus (artichoke), 1678 nucleotides. Its product is annotated as homeobox protein knotted-1-like LET12. Bases 10 to 1272 code for a protein of 420 amino acids. Gene Ontology annotation, biological process: regulation of DNA-templated transcription. Gene Ontology annotation, molecular function: DNA binding. The record is from RefSeq and is a predicted model, not a curated record. Gene Ontology annotation, cellular component: nucleus. The transcript is spliced from 6 exons. NCBI's taxonomy places the organism in Eukaryota, Viridiplantae, Streptophyta, Magnoliopsida, Asterales, Asteraceae.